AUGGCUGCGCCUGAAUCGUCUAAAUCGGCAGUGGAUGGACAGAGGGAGUCCGAGCCAGAUAGUCUGCAGAAUGCUGCUGGUGAAGAGGGUGGGCCUGCUAAGGCUGAAGACAUUAAGCUUCCCUUCUUCCCUAGCUAUAUGAGAAUCCUCUCGUACGGUACUGGAAACUAUGGCUGGCUUCUUAUGGUCGUAGGCCUUGCAUGCUCCAUGGGCUCUGGAGUUGCUCUCCCUUUGAUGAACAUUGUUUUUGGGGAUAUCACCAAAGACUUUAGCGAGUACUUUGUUCCUGGAUCUGGUAUCACAGAGUCCGAGUUCAAGGCUGCAGUCAACAAGAAUUCGCUCUUUAUUCUGUACCUGUUCAUUGGAAAGUUCAUACUAACCUAUAUCUUCACGAUCUCCUUCCGAGUAUUCAGCCUGAAAGCCUCCUCCGCAAUCCGGCUCGAAUACAUGCGCGCCCUAUUCGCACAGCCCGUGAGCAAACUCGACGAAAUCUCCGUCGGCAGCGUCACAAACACCAUCACCGGCCUCUCCAACACCCUCCAGGAGAGCAUGUCCGACCGCCUCGCCCUCCUCUUCCAAUCCAUCGCCAUAUUCAUCGCCGCAUACGCAAUCGCCUUCCGGUACUCCUGGGCCUUGACGCUGGCUGUCAGCUCCGCGAUCCUCUUCAUGGGCCUGUGCGUGACAGUCGCAGCCCCGAUCUUGAUUAAGGGCAAUCGAGCUGUGGAGCUUGCAGACGAGAAGCACGCUGCUGUUGCCGCGGAUGUCUUUAGUUCUAUCCGGACUGUGUUUUCGCUGGGUGCUGAGGCGUCUCUUGCCAGGAGAUAUGGGGAGUGGGUUGAGGAGGCGAGGAGGAGAGGCAUGAAGCUGGCCCCUGUUAUGGGUGUGCAUCUGGGACUGGUGUUCUUCUCUAUGUAUGCGAGCUUUGCGCUGGCGUUCUGGUUCGGGUUGAAGCUUUAUCGCGAGGGGAGGAUUCCUGAUGUGGGUGUUGUUAUUACUGUUUUCUUCUCCGUCUUGAUAGUUACGACUAUCAUGGGCAGCAUUCUCGCGCCGGUCAUGGUAAUCACCAAGGCUGUUAGUGCGUCCGGGUCGUUUUUCUCUAUCAUUGACUCUGAACGGAAACCGGUUGAUGGGGUGAGAGUGUCCAGUCGGUCUGAUAUCGUCUUUAGCGAUGUGACAUUUGCGUAUCCAACCCGGCCUGAGGUAUCUGUGUUGAAAUCUUUCAGUGUCUGUUUCCAACGGGGAAAAGUAACAGCCCUGGUUGGACCUUCGGGGUCUGGGAAGAGUACCAUUGUUGCACUGCUUGAGAGAUGGUAUGACCUGCAGAUGCACAGUGCAUCGGAGAAGGGAGAAAGCGAUGUAAAGCCGACAGCAACGGGCAGCAUCGAAGUGGAUGUCCACAAUAUCAACGAGUUGGAUUUGAAAUGGUGGAGAUCGCAGAUCGGGCUCGUCCAGCAAGAACCGUUUCUGUUCCAUGAUACAGUCUACAAUAAUGUCUGCUUUGGCCUCAUUGGGUCUGAAUGGGAGGGAGAGUCGGAUCAGGUCAAGAAGAAACUCGUCGUUGAGGCAUGCAAGGAGGCUUUUGCUGAUGAGUUUGUGCAGCGACUGCCAUUGGGCUACGAGACUAUCGUCGGCGAAGGGGGCAUCACGUUGAGUGGUGGGCAGCGCCAACGCCUAGCCAUUGCUCGAGCCAUUGUCAGCCAGCCCACGAUAUUGGUAUUGGAUGAAGCAACCAGUGCGAUCGACGUUCGUGGAGAGAAGAUUGUCCAGGAAGCCUUGGACCAUGUUUCCAAGGACCGUACAACAAUCACGAUUGCGCAUCGACUGUCGACCGUCCGGAAUGCAGACCACAUUGUUGUAAUCAAGGACGGGGCAAAGUGCGAAGAGGGAACCCAUGCCGACCUUCUCUCCAUGAAUGGCGUUUACCAUGACUUGGUCCAUGCCCAGCAGCUUGAGCCACUGACUGAAGUGAAGGAUCCCAUGACGGGCGAGGAAGUAGGCUCCCAUGUGUACGACUCCAUGGCUCUAGAAGGCAAAGAACCCAUAAGCAACAAUGAACAUACGGAGGCAAAACCGAAGAAAGUCAGGGCAUUUCGAACUUUCGGUUUCCUGAUGUACGAGCAGCGCAAAUACUGGUGGCUUUACAGCGUCGUCCUGGUGGCUGCCGGUGCUGGCGGAGCUGGAUACGCCAUUCAAAGCUACCUGUUUGCGAAGCUGGUCGAGGCCUUUCAGUUCACUGGAAAGCAACUCGCCGAUGCUGCCAACUUCUGGGCGCUGAUGUUCUUCAUCCUGGCACUGUGUGUGAUGGCUGUUUAUUUCACGCUGGGAUUCAGCUCAACUACCUUUUCAUCUUUUGUCGCGGCAGUAUAUCGCAAGGACUAUUUCCAGAGUCUGCUGCGCCAGCCAAUUCCCUUUUUCGACCAGGACGCCAACGCCUCUGGAAGCCUUGGUGGGCGUCUCUCUAGCGACGUGCGACAGCUUCAAGAACUAUUCGGGACAAACGGAAUAUUCCCCCUAAUAUCAAUUUUCACCGUGGUUGGCUGCGUCGCCGUGUCGUUCGCCUUUGGGUGGAAGCUCGCGGUAGUUACAUUCUUUGCAGCACUACCGAUUAUCUUUGGAGCUGCGUACAUCCGCGUUCGAUAUGAGUUGGAGUUUGAGGAGUUGAAUGCAAAAGUCUAUGCGGAGAGCUCCAAGUUCGCGGCCGAAUCUAUACGUGCGUUUCGCACUGUCAGUGCCCUCACGAUGGAGGGCCAUAUCCUAGACAAGUAUUCCGGGUUGCUGGCGGAACAGCGACAGAGGGCCCUGCGUAAGGCGUGGUUCGCUGCUUUGAUAAUUUCACUCUCGAGUACUGUCGACUUUUGUGCCAUGGCUCUGACCUUCUGGUAUGGUGGCCAGCUCCUCGUAACAAGAGAGUAUGACCUAGUGGCCUUCUUCGUCGUCUACAUUGCUAUUAUUCAAGGAGGACAGACAGCUGGUCAAUUCUUCAGCUUUGCUCCCAAUAUCGCACAGGCAAUGGCAUCGGCCAACCGCAUUCUACAGAUGCGCACACUCAAUGAAAGCACCACGACCUCUGGGAAUGUUCAAACGCCGGACUCUGCAGAUAUCCAAUUCAAGAAUGUUUCAUUCGAGUAUGCCUCUCGCGACAGCCCGGUCUUCGCAGACCUCAAUUUCACAGUCGAGAGCGGCCAGUUCGCAGCUCUUGUCGGACCUUCUGGCUGUGGCAAAUCGACCGUCGCGUCGUUACUCGAACGGUUUUACGAGCCUACACAGGGAAAUAUCUUGUUCGGACAGACACCGAUCGAUUCCAUGGAGCUAUCUUCCUACCGUAAAAGUUUGUCUCUUGUCGCCCAAGAAUCCAAACUGUUCAGUGGAACUAUACGCGAGAAUCUACUACUCGGUAUAGAGAAUGACACCUCGACGGCUGUAGAAGACCGCAUGAUACAAGCAGCCAAAGACGCUGAGAUCCACGAGUUCAUAAACUCCCUCCCGGAUGGGUACUCCACGCAGCUGGGCGCGAACGCGCAGACAUCCCUCAGCGGAGGCCAGAAGCAGCGGCUGUGUAUUGCGCGAGCGCUGCUUCGGAACCCACGACUGCUUAUACUAGACGAAGCAACAUCCAGUUUAGACUCGCAGUCGGAGAAGCUGAUCCAGCAGGCUAUAGAGCGGUUAGCUGGGAAGGGCCAGUUGACUAUCCUUGCGAUUGCGCACCGGCUGGCGACUAUCCAGAAGGCGGAUGUCAUUUUUGUGUUUGGGGAGGGUGCGUCUGGCCAGGGAUCGAGGAUUGUGGAAAGAGGGACGCAUCAUGAGUUGUUGAGGAUGAGGGGGACUUAUUGGCAGAUGUGCCAGGCUCAAGCAUUAGAUCAGUAG
Aspergillus puulaauensis is the source of this 3864-nucleotide messenger RNA. RefSeq names its product ABC transporter ATP-binding protein. Gene Ontology annotation, molecular function: ABC-type transporter activity; ATP hydrolysis activity; ATP binding. Gene Ontology annotation, cellular component: membrane. The coding region runs from base 1 to 3864 and encodes 1287 amino acids. Gene Ontology annotation, biological process: transmembrane transport. The transcript is spliced from 11 exons. The record is from RefSeq and is a predicted model, not a curated record. NCBI's taxonomy places the organism in Eukaryota, Fungi, Ascomycota, Eurotiomycetes, Eurotiales, Aspergillaceae.